This is a messenger RNA of Saprolegnia diclina VS20, 2166 nucleotides long. RefSeq lists its product as hypothetical. Lineage: Eukaryota; Oomycota; Saprolegniomycetes; Saprolegniales; Saprolegniaceae. Bases 1 to 2166 code for a protein of 721 amino acids. The transcript is spliced from 7 exons. The record is from RefSeq and is a predicted model, not a curated record. Gene Ontology annotation, cellular component: nucleus; Mre11 complex. Gene Ontology annotation, molecular function: DNA endonuclease activity; 3'-5'-DNA exonuclease activity; manganese ion binding. Gene Ontology annotation, biological process: telomere maintenance; meiotic DNA double-strand break formation; mitochondrial double-strand break repair via homologous recombination.
AUGGCCGACGAGGAUGGAGCGACGGUCAAGAUCCUCGUGAGCACCGACAAUCACCUCGGUUACUGCGAGCAUGACGGCGUCCGCGGCAAAGACUCGUUCCGCGCCUUCGAGGAGAUGCUGGCCAUCGGCGUCAAGGCCAAGGUCGACUUUGUGCUCCUCGCCGGCGACCUCUUCCACCACAACAAGCCCAGCCGCGCGACCAUGUACCGGACCAUGUCGCUCCUGCGCCACUACUGCCUCGGCGACGGCAACAUCAACUUUCAGAUCCUCUCGGACCAGAGCUUGAACUUUCCCAACUUUGGCGUCGCCAACUACGAGGACCCGAACGUGAACGUGCGCCUCCCGAUCUUUAGUAUCCACGGCAACCACGAUGAUCCGACGGGCGAGGCUGGCCGUUCGCUCGCGGCCCUCGACCUGCUCUCUGCGGCCAACCUCGUCAACUACUUUGGCAAGUCGGACCGCGUCGACGAGAUCGAAGUGUUUCCGAUUCUGCUCGAGAAGGGCGCGACCAAGAUCGCGAUCUACGGCCUCGGCAACAUGCGCGACGAGCGUCUCCAUCGCAUGUUUGCCAAGGGCCAAGUGCGCUUCCGGCGGCCCGAGGAGUCGCCGGACGCAUGGUUCUCCAUCUUUGUCGUGCACCAGAACCGCGACAAUCGCGGUCGCGGCGCCAAGAACUGCCUCCCAGAGAGCUUCAUUCCCGAGUUCAUCGACUUUGUCAUUUGGGGCCACGAACACGAGUGCCUCAUCGAGCUCGAAGAGAGCGCGAAGGGCAACUUCUUCAUCACGCAGCCCGGGUCCAGCGUCGCGACGUCGCUCAUCGAAGGCGAGGCCAAGCCCAAGCAGGUGGGCAUUCUUGAAAUCCGAGGCAGCGACUUUCGCCUCCGUGCCGAGCCCCUCAAGACGGUCCGGCCCUUCAAAAUUGGCGACGUAGCCUUUCGCGACAUCGAUGGCCUCGACCCAAACGACCCCAAGGUCGCCGAGAAGAUGCACUCGAUCCUUACGUCGCGGGUGCAAGAGCUCUUGGACGAGGCCAACGCCGAGCUUGCUGCGGUGCACGCCGACCCGAUGGAGAUUCUCGUUCGGCUGCGUGUCGAGCACACGGGCUUUCCCGUGAUCAACAACCAGCGCUUUGGCGGUCAGUUUGUCGGGCGCGUCGCGAACCCCGGCGACAUUCUCCUCUUCACCCGCAACAAGGGCGAGAGAAAAGACAAAGCGAGCAAGGACGAGAAGGCCAGCAAAGGCGGGCUCUUGGCGCCGAUUCGGCCGCCGCCGCCCAACGACGCGGUCGUGCGCGUGGAGCAGAUCUUGGCGGCGCAGCUCGACCAGAGCGAGCUCAAGCUCGACAUCUUUCCCGAAGUCAACAUGGCCCACGCGCUCGAAGAGUAUGUGUUCAAGAACGUCCCGUCGGCCUUCACCGAGUUUGUCGACUCGGUCCUCGACGAGACGCAGCAGGCGCUUAAGCAGAGCAAAGGCACGGUCACCAAGGCCGAGAUCCAAGCGCUCGUCGAGAAGAACGUGGAUCGCAUGCGCGCCAGUCUCUCGGUCCCGACCCAGGCCGACGUGACAUCGACCAUGCUCGAGCAACUCCUCUCGCAGCCCCACACGACGUCGGCGCCGCCGGAAGAUGGCGAUGGCUUGUCGGACGAUGACGACGAGUACGUGGCCUCCCCGCCACCGAAAAAACGAGCCCCCGCCGUCCGUCGUCCGCGUGCGUCCAAGCCAACGAGCGAUGACGACGUGGCCUCCCCACCCGCCAAGAAGACCAAGCCGCCCGCCGCCCGCAAGCCUAGAGCUGCCUCGGCGCGCGUGACGAGUCAGCCUGACAAUGACGACGAUGACGACGAUGACGUGGUGAUGUCGUCGCCACCCAAGAGCGCGAAAGCACCUGCUGCUCGAAAGACGCGCGCGCCAGCCGCCUCGCGCAAGGCGCCGCUCAAGGGUCAGUCGACCUUGUCCGAGUGGACGACGAGCCAGAGCAAACCGACGCCCGAGGCAAUUUCUUUGGACGACAGCGACGAUGACGUUGGGACAACGACGCAGGCGACGCAGCUGCCGUCACAGCGCCGGAAACUCCCGCUUUCGUUUGGCUCGUUCACGCAGGAUGACGUGCCGGCGUCAGCGCCUCGAAGUGGCGUCACGAAAGGCUGGGGCGCCGUGCGCAAGUAG